AGAUCAUUUUUGCCGCAGAUGAGAACUUUAUUUUAUCAACAGACACGAACGAAGUUUUAGUUUUGCUUUUGAUGAACCCAGUGCUUCCUCCUCCUUUACCCACUACCUUUACCUUAAAUGUAGUCACAACAUCUAGGGGUUCUUGUCGAAUGAUACUGGUGGAGAGAGAGACAUUAUAAACUAACAGCAUGAAGAUGUUGAGCAUUUAGCAUAAUUGCAAUUGCAUAUUUUACGGUUGUUGGGAUUCCGACAGAUCCAUGUCUACAAUCUGAUGAAUCGCUCUCGCUGUAUUAACUUUGUAUGAACAUUCUUUAGCUUUAGGUUCGUGUCCUAAUAAUCUCUACUACUAGUAGUUGUAAGUAAGUAACAACUACUGACUCGCUUAACACACUUAAGACUAAGAACUACGUAAGUCGCCUAAAAAGACUAAGAACUACGUGUACGUAAGUCGCCUUGUACUUUCUGUGUUCCGUGAAUAUUCAUUGGUCGUGUAUCAACCAUGUAACUCCUCGUCCUCGAUUGUGUACAUUCUCUAGGUCCACCUCAAAAAUCGUAUUUAUGAGGAAGAUGACACUCGUUCUUCUACUUUUAUUUAAUUUUACUUUGGACCACGUAGCACUAGCAGCUGACGUUAUGAUAGCCUAUUGAUCAUGGCUCUUCAGCAGCCACUCUGUCAAAUGCCGCUGCCCUCAGGAAGGAAUGGCCGCGGACCUCUGGCGGGGGAGGUGGAUACUCCGCGAUGUCGCUUCUGUCUGCAAGAAGGUGGCACAGAAACUUGGCCGAGGAGUGUUGUUGGAGGUGGUCUUCAGAAACUCCGAAAAAGCGACCAUUUUUCAUCUCGUGAUAUCAUUAUAAGCUCCGCAUGCGCAUCAACAUCAAAAGAUGUAGUUGAUGGCGAACAAGAAGCUUUGGAAGAAAAGCUCAUUGCAGCGUGUGGCUGCGAAGGUAGCGCAAAAUGGGUCCACCUCAGUUGCUUGCGAAAAUGGCAGAGAACGAUUCAACUGAAUAUGCAAUCGAAUCCGGAUGCUGGCGGACGUGAGAAACGUCAUCAACAAUGCAACCUGUGCCUGCAAGCCUUCAAGUUUCAGUUAAGGCGUAAAAAGAUCAGAAUCCUUUCUUAAUCAAUGUUAAUCCAUCAGGACGGACGAGUACAAGCUGCAUCAUCGUCUUCGUCUCCCCAUGAUGAAUAUAUAAUCCACUUACUUACAACUUCCGGGUAUAAUAAUUAUGUACUACAACUUCAGGAUGGUGCUUUAAUCUUUAAAUGUUUAUCUUCAUCUAGAUCUAGAAUCAUGUGGUGAGUAUCUUGAUCAUCAUGCACAAGCACAACAGAUCGACAUCCACCUCUUCUAAUGUAGCCACUAUCACGUCGAGACUUGCUUGAAGAUUUGACGGGGUUGCAGCCGGAAGCCUUGCAGGUAGGGAGAAUGAUGCUGCACGAGCGCGAAGAAGAGAGGAGUAGGGCACGCCUUGAAUCUUUGCCGCUUAUGAUCCGAGUCAUAGUGGAAAUGAAGCACCAACACUUUCGAAACAGUGCUUACAUGCUGGUAUGGUUUGACUUUUUGAGUAGUCCUCUCGUGCUGUUAUUUUUUUUUGUGUGCCUUGAAGACCGAUAGAAUUUGAACUUUCAGCGACUGGUAAAGACUCACGAGGUUCUUGUUCAAGCGUGACAUUCACUCACUCUUACCUCUUCACAUGAUCAUGACAAAAAUCAAAUCCAAUUUCAAACUGAUAAAAAUGUUUAUAGUCUUGUUAUAUCACCUUGUUGUUCAGGUCGACGAGGAGGAGGAUGAGAAGCUUAUCGGUUUUAAUCUAGUGAGACCAAUUCAGUUGAGUCUAGACGAAUGGAACGGUCCGCAUAAGGGAUUGCGCGAUUUCAUACGGGAGCAGCAACGAGUUCGCGUCUUUACCCUAGCCGGUGGGCCGUGUCAGACGCGGAAGUGCCAGAUUCUUGCCAUAUUGGAUAAGGAACGUCUACGAGAACGCAUGAUCCUGGCAGAAAGCGUUCUGCUCAUGAGCGAGCAACAGAGGACCGAACAACGAAUGUAUCUACGAGAACAAGAAGUCGAAGGAGGUGAUCACGUGGGUAGUGCUGGGCUUGGAGCCAAGAAUGCUUUUAUUCUUCACUCUGGAGCAGAAGAUAAUCAACAUAGAGAACCAGCAGAUGAAGAUCUUCAAGAUGCGUCCUCCAGUACUAAAACAAGGCCGCCUCAUCCUCAGCAACACCGUGGCGUAGUCGGUAUUCGGGGAAAAAGACGUAGGGCAAGUAGGCUGCGUCGAAUACUCGAAUUGGCUGGAGAUGAAGAGCUAUUGCUUUCGCAGGAUCAGAACAAGCUUGGAAGUCGAAGUAUGAGAAUGCUCCUACACGAACAGCAGUUGCAGGAGUAUAACUCAUCUUGUGGACGAUCAACAUUAUUUCCCUGCUCUCCAACUCUUAACGUCGGAGAUGAGGUUGGAGAAGUAGGAGGUGAGCGAGACUUUGCAGGAGUUCCAGCUGCACCUGCGAAUGUUGCGAUCAUAAAGAGGGCUACUUCUACUUCGACAGAUGUUGAUGCGAACAAAAAUAACGAAGACCAAGAAGACCCUCAGCAUGUUGUUGCAGGAGCAUCUCUUGCUUCUCGUCCGACUACCGCAACAAAUAAUGAUGAACAUCACCUUCAGGGAAGCUCCCUCAACGCGAUCAUGCAAAUAAAAGAACAAGCUCCCCAUCCCCUGGCUGCCAUUAACCGAUCUUCAAGUUCUACGUUUUUGUCGAUCCCACAGUCGUCGGGAGAUCAUCUUCCCUCGGCUUCGGAGGUACCUUCUUCAUUGUUUUCGGGUUCACAAGGCGGGAGCUCGGAUGAUGACUGCGAUUUUGGCGGGUCACCUGAAGAACACUCAGGAGAAGGAGAUGGAACAACAAACCCUUCUGUUCCUAGAAACCCUAUGCUUCGGGAAAAUCCCUGGUACCUUUUAGCGGUUAUAUCAGAAAAUAGCACCAGUAGCUCUAGAAGUAUGUUGGACCAGCAAGGGAGUAGUGGGGGUGGCAGUAAAGCUCCCAGAGGUUUAACAUCAGGCGACCAAGAAGUUCUUCUUGCACAACCACCAGCAGAGGUUGCGCCACUUCUCCCAGCACAUCAACAACAGGACGAAGAAAAAGACCAAUCAUCGUCCCCAAGCAAUAGCCGUAGAAAGAAGCCUGCGAUACCUGCGAACAUGAGUGAGCACGAGAGGGCGAGUUCCGACAUCAGUACUAAGACUCGUCUCUUUAUUUCCCCUCGAACCCCAACUGGCGCUGGUAUAACGCUUCCAGCUAUGACUAAUACUACAUCGACUAGUGUGUCUCAAGGACAUGGGAGUCUACUUCAAGUGGAAGAACAUCAAGUAGACCGUGUGCGCCCAUUGUCGCCAGCAACGAUUUCUCUGACAGGAAGUUUGCUAGGCAGUACGGGAGAAUUACGCUCGUCUGAAAGCACCACACCAAGGCCGCUUCACGAGGAACACUCGCGUCGUGCAUCCCAGCCUCCGAAUGGUAGUAUCCAAGAGCUGCAGCAGGUGGAUUCAUCUACAAAUUUAUCGGUUUCACCUGCAGCUCUCUCCACCGCUUCUGCGCCUGGAUCUAAGACAACGACAAGUGGACUAGUUGGUAUAACUUCAACAAGUAGCACUGGUGCUACUUCAUCUGCGGCUAGAAGUUUGACUGCGCCAAUCAAUGCUAUGCUCCGCUUAUCCGCAGGUGCCGUGUCCCACGUGAGCAGCAAAAUUUCUUAUGCUGGAACAAGAACAGGUGGAGCCAGUAGCGUCCUCAACAACGCACCGACAACAUCGACGAGUCCUAGAUCAAUUUCAAUACAAAAUCAACAUCAGGGAACAGGAACAACUCAUUUUGGUUCUGCAGAGUUUGGUUCUGAGAACUUCUCACCUGGAAGACAUUCACCACACCCGACACCAAGAAGCGCAAGCAGUUACAACAAUCAAGAACGCAGGACCGGAAGACCGCAGAUGUUGAACCAGAACCAGACUCGUACAAAUUCCGCGAAUAGCGGAGGAGGUGGACAGGGUCGUGGACAGGAGCAUCCUUCUGCGUCAUCACGGGAACUACCAAGCGCACGCAGCCGCGUGCCGCGUAGCAAUUCGGUGAAAACGACGUCCGCUAGACUCCGCGUUCUGGCUUCAGACGACGAGCGCGUCUUAGUUUACUGCAGUGACGCGGACGCUUUUCUGAAAAUAGAGGACCUAAGGAGUUCCGUUCGCGACUACAUGGGCGUCGUUUUUGGUCGCGCAGAGUGGUCAAGGACACAGUUGCUAGGAGAAUACGCGCGCGGCGCUUGGGGCCUCAUGCCCGACCGUGAUCUUCACGAAGUACCCGGAGACGGAGGCGGCGGUGGAAGAAGUAAAGAAAAAGAUCUUGAUGUAGAAAAAAUAGCCGAACAGGAGGGUUCUUCACAAAAACAAGAAAGCACACCAGUAGUCGAAGCUGAAGAUCUUCAAGAGAAGCCUUCAACUAAAAGAGAUGAAAAGGUCCUCGUUUUCCGUAGAGCACUUAAAGUUUUACCUGGCUAUAUUUUCGAUAACUUAGAGAAAGACGCUUUGUUCGCGAGGCCUAAUGAGAUGUCAAAGGCCGCUCAUGAGCAAUAUAAUAGGGAGACGGCAGCCCUAGCCGCCAUGAUGCCACAGCCUCCAGCACUUCCACCUCGUCAAACCAAUGUGGUCGCGUCUAGAGGUGGUACUACGGGAGUAAGUGGAGGUUGCGGAACUAGUACAACUACUGCGCCAUCAAAUGCUAAUGUAGAAGUGGUACGUGGUCGUGAGGUGGGUCGUGAGCAGCAAAGAGACGCUCUUCCUCUUCCAUCUAAUCAUGAGUCAUCCUCUCAACUAGAACAAGUUUUACCAGUAGUUGCCAAUAUGCAACGACGCAGGGAAAGCGAACAAAGUAGUCCUGGAAAUGAAGUUGCAGCUUCAUCUGGCCCCUCACAAGUUCACGACCAAGACGGUGAUUACAAUUACCUAGGUGGGGGUGGAGGAAGAAGUGCUAGUGCCAGUGCCGGUCUACCACACGAAACUACGACUACAUCAUUGGCAUCACCAUCUUCAAUUCCUACUCCUGCAGGAAGUACUAGAAGAAGGUCAAUUAGUCAUGAUGACCUGCAUCCUGUACCUGUAGCUCCUGUUCCCCCACCUGCCAUGAUGUCCUCACUAGCCGAAGACUGGUCCCCGACGCAGGGUCUGGCUCCGACGUCGGGUGUUGUGGUUAGACAAGACGAUCGAGGGUCUAUGGUGCUCGUAGGAACGUGGAAUCGAAGGCAGAGAGCUGAACAACGCGUCAGAGAAUUCCAUGAGCAAAUAGAUCAAGUGGAACGAUUAUAUGGGCUCUCGACACCAACUACGACUACGUCCUCUGGUGGAAAUGGUGGUGGUGGUGCGACGAGCACCGCAAAUCCGCUGCAUUCGAGCUCCCUUGAUACAUCCGAGGCCAGCACUGCUGUCACGACCGGGAGUAGUAGAAGAGCGACAGGAGCAAGUGCCUCUCAACAUGUUGAUCACUUUCCACGGCAACCAUCUUCUCUCGCCUCAGAAGGACUGCGUGACGGAGCUGGAGGCGACAAUAAGGACGUAUCUUCUUCUAGUAGUCUUGAAGGAUGUACCACCACCACUGAGGCUCCUCAUGAAUCAUCGGGAGCUCCUAGCAGAUUUGCCUCUGCUCUUGAUCGAUCACCCUUGACGCGGAUGGUGCGCUAUCUAGAGCAACAGAUGCGACAUAGACGAUAGACAUCACCACGGUGCUGGGCAACUACUAGUAGUGUCUGCAUUCGACAAUAUAAUUAGAAAUUAUACAUAGAUCGUCAAAAUUCGCUUUCGCAUAUGAUUGUUUAGAAGAAAGGUCUCGAUAUGAUCCCAGUAUUUAUCAAUCAUGCCUUUUGAGUUAGACGUACCCGAAUAUCCUUCAAUAUGCGCAACAUGACCUUGUGUACCACAGCUUCCUCUAUUUAGUGCUGGAGCAGAGACAUAUUUUUACCGGCUGCGGCAGAAAGUAAAGAAUUACGACAAUGAUUUUUGCAUCCCACCCAAUAUUUUCGCUUACAAUAUUCUUUAUCAGACCAACUACAUGUAGUUGACCCCGAUGUACCUCGAACGAGUGCAACCGGAACCGCAACGUCAGCCUAAUUAUAGGGCUUUCACUAGAUGAGUUCUUUUUCCGCUGAAAGUUUUCCAUUUCCUUGUUUUCUAUGUGUUCGCUGCCUCUACUUUGAGCGAUCGUUUGUGUUACUUUCAAUUUCCUUAAAACAGAAAUUGAUUAAUUGUGUGUUAAAAGCCGAAAAAAUGAGCAAGCCGUAGCCUGCCCGUGUUGUAAUCUUGUGACCCUUUGUUCUUCUGAUGGUAUUCAGCUUCUGUAUCCUAACCUUUUCAGGGGGCUUGUAUGAUUUCCCGCACGGCGUCCUUUGUAGUAGUAGAAGUUUUAUGGUUGUAGAGAAUCUGAAAAUCAUUCAAUACUCUUGUCUACAGUAGGUCCACGAUGUUGUACAUCCUUAACCAACAUCCUUGUCCCCUUGGACUUCUUUCUCGUAGUUGUAAAAUCGUGAACAGACUUAGAUUUUUUUGUGAAAGACCGUAGUUGUGUUACUUUAACUUUUGUGAAAGACCGUAGUGUUACUACACUCGUAUGUAGUUGUAGUAGUUUUAGUUCUUCUUGUACAGAAACAGAUGUUUAAAACUUAUAAACUUGGAGGACCCUCUCCUCUUCUUAGAAGUUCUAUCUUGAAUUUUUUCGAUCUUCAUUGUUUGAACGAGAUCUAGUACUUUGAAAUUGAGAUAUACUGAGACUCCCUUCAUCUGCUCCAGGACGCCCACGUCGUGCUUCUCCCUAUUGGCACAACGUGGCCCGCGCCUUUCUUCGAUCCCCUGAAGAUGAUUCCCACAGAAUGCUAGGUUGUACCAGUAUGUAAGUAUGCGGGAAAUCCUGAACAUGUUUGACGGCGAAUCAAAUCAC
This is a messenger RNA of Amoebophrya sp. A25, 6967 nucleotides long. The record is from the annotation of a GenBank genome assembly. Lineage: Eukaryota; Dinophyceae; Syndiniales; Amoebophryaceae.